AUGGAGGAUCCAAUAAAACAGGUAAACGAUCUAGUCGGAAGCAUUGCUUCGGUUGUGCGACCAUUGAGCAGUGAUGUGCGGGAUGUUUCGUCUAUUGUUGGCAGCUCCCAGGAUCUCCAACAUGGCAUCACAUCAAUCGACACCAUGUCUACCUAUCGCAGUGAUAUAUACAAUGAAAUGCUAGCAGAUGUAAAGGAUCAACACGGAAAGAUGGCUAAGUUACCCAAUGAUUAUAGCGCACCAAUUACAUGUCAUGCAAAUGACACUGGGUCAUUUCACACGACCGUGGAAUCGGACAACCAAUCAGGGUGUAGGUACGCCCGAUAUAGUGUUGUGAAAGAAGAAAACGAUGCGUGGACUGCCAAGUCUACCGUACUGCCGUCUACGGGGCACCCAAACAAACGCGACAGUAUGGGCAUCAACUACCUUCGAAAUGCAGAUGAACGUGACCCACUAUUGGUAACAGGAGAAGCUUUUGCGUCCUUAAACCUGAAAUCUAAGAAUGUGUGGAUGCGUGGGAGUGCCAAUUCUCAUAUUUACGACGUUGAAGGAAGCAAACUCAAGCCAUCCACGUAUUUGCGUAGGGGGAUCGCAUCGCCCCAAUUUAGUAAGCCUGGGAAUCCCAUAUUUAGGCAUAAUAAAUAUGAUAAAGAUUCUUCUACCUCCAACAAGGGUUAUGAUGUGGAGUUGUCGUCCAAUUCAACAAGAUACAGAGACGCAUCUACAACACCUAACAACACGUCAUUCCAACAGUCUAAAUCUUCCAGGGGAUUUUUCUGGCACAAACCCUUUGGUACAUCCCGAAAGGAUAAAUUAAUGUUUUUCAGGGGGUUGCCCUAUGUUGAGACUCUAAAUCCCGGAGUGCAAAAGUCGUGGCACCUGGAAGCCAUAUCGGCGUUAACUAGGGAUCAAUAUGCCUCUUUGAAAAUGACCAUGUUGAGGUUGACCAAUGGAAAUACCAACCUCGACCCAAAGUUACUGCUCAUACUUUCUAGUGGAAGAUGGGAGGUGCUUCAGGAAGGUACAUUUGGUACUGUAUAUAUAGGAUGCGUAGAGGGGAUGGGUAAUAGUGCAGUCAAAGUACCUGUGUCUGGCAUGGUUCAACAAGAUCCUGUUGGUGUAAUGCGCAGGUAUAUAAAUGAAUGGGAUAUAUUGUCACGUUGUAAUCAUCCAAAUAUUGUCAAAUUGCGAGGGGGUCUAAUUUUUGGUGUCUUCGAUAUUUGGCUGUGCACGGAACUUAUAAGGGGGGCCGACCUGCACAGCAUAAAGUACGGUGAGCACACCAAGCGUUUCAUCAGCGCAAAAGCCGGUCUAAAAAUGUGUAGGCAACUUGCUGAUGCAAUACUCUAUCUCCAUACACCAACAGACGAAAGAGGUAAAAUCGUUCAUAGGGAUAUCAAACCAGAAAAUAUCAUAGUCAUGCCAAAUUGGGAUAUCAAACUUUGCGAUUUUGGUGAUGCCUGCGAAAAUGCCGAUGGAAACGUAGAUAAUAUUUCUGGAGCGACUUGGCUUUACGCUCCUCCGGAGCUCCUAACGCACAAGUCCAUAAUGGUUGACAUUGUUGGGCUGGGAGGUAACGCUUGUAUAGUUUCAAACGAGUUAUCCGAAAAAUGGGAUAUAUGGUCUAUGGGCUGUGUAUUCCAAGAAAUGUUCGGAUAUAGUGGGCCUUUUCACUACCUUGUUGAUGCGCAGGACAAACCUGCGAAGAUAUGCGAGAAAAUGGUAGCAAGCGCCAUCAAGGGUCUUGUUCCACACAUCCCUCAUGCGCUGGCACAUACAAGAAUGGGCCAACUUAUCGCACAAUGCCUGCAGAACGACCCAAAUGCAAGACCUAGUGCAUCCCAAAUAUGUUCAAUUCUGCGAGCACCUGAUACGGUGUUGCUUCAUUAA
Babesia ovata is the source of this 1890-nucleotide messenger RNA. Its product is annotated as serine threonine kinase. NCBI's taxonomy places the organism in Eukaryota, Apicomplexa, Aconoidasida, Piroplasmida, Babesiidae. The coding region runs from base 1 to 1890 and encodes 629 amino acids. The transcript has a single exon. Gene Ontology annotation, molecular function: ATP binding; protein kinase activity. The record is from RefSeq and is a predicted model, not a curated record. Gene Ontology annotation, biological process: protein phosphorylation.